AUGAAUGAAUGGUCAUUCAGGGUUGUUGAAGAAGACCGCAAGAGAUUGCAGGCUGAUGUAGAUCUGGCCGCAGCGCGAUUAAUGCGUGCUGGACGCCUAACUCAAGCCCUCGCUGACGAGAGGACAAGAUGGGAAGAUUCUGUCUCGUUGGCGACUAGGCAACUCCACUGUACCACAGGAGAUAUCAUAAUCGCAUCUGGUUGCAUAGCUUACUUUGGUGCAUUCCCUUCACACUAUCGACGAGAACUAGAAACCAAGUGGGUUCAGGAAUGUACCUCGUUGGAGAUACCGGCUUCAGAUACUUUCGAUUUGAUAACAGUGAUGGCAGACUCCUAUACGGUUCGAACGUGGAAUGCCCAAGGCCUCCCCCGUGAUUCAGUAUCUACGGAAAACGGUAUUCUGGUAACAAGGGCCGGACGAUGGCCACUCACCAUAGAUCCUCAAGAACAGGCUAACAGGUGGAUAAAAAACAUGGAAAGAGAAAAUGGAUUGAUGAUCACAAAGCUCAACGAUCAUAGUUUUCUACGAGUGUUGGAAAAUUGUAUUCGUCUAGGUUGGCCUAUGCUCAUAGAAGACCUGGGAGAGACCCUUGAAGCUACUUUGGCCCCGGUACUACUAAAACAAACGUUCUUGCAGGCUGGCAGACUUCUUAUUCGUCUUGGAGACAGCGACAUAGAGUAUGAUACGAACUUCCGACUGUACUUAACAACCAAGCUCGCUAACCCCCAUUACCUACCAGAAAUUUGUAUUCAAGUAACUCUGGUCAACUUUACCGUCACCCUAUCGGGCCUUGAGGAUCAAUUACUGGCAGAUGUAGUGAGAUUGGAACGUCCGGACUUAGAAGUAUUACGUUCCGAGCUAAUUGUAAGGAUAAAUACUGAUAAGGCGACGCUACUCGAGAUUGAAGAUAAAAUUCUAAGACUGUUGUACGCUUCUACUGGAAACAUUUUAGAUGACGAGGAGCUUAUAGAAACACUAACGAAAGUAAAGUAUGUUGAAGAAACUUCGGAAAUAAUUAAUGCUCGACUAGAGGAAACUGAGGCUACAGAAGUGAGUAUAUCGGCGGCCCGAGAGAAAUACCGUACCGUCGCUACAAGGGGAGCUGUAUUGUAUUUCGCUGUAGCUCAACUUGCAGAUAUUGAUCCUAUGUACCAGUUCUCGCUGAAGUAUUUUAAUCAGGUGUUCAAUCUCGUAAUAGAAAAAGCGGAAAAGACUGAAAUGACUCUAGAAGCUCGAUUGGAAUUGUUGCGGAGUGCAAUCACAUUGUCUGUGUACCAGAACGUAUCUAGAGGACUCUUUGAAAAACACAAGCUAGUUUUCAGCUUCCUUUUAAACAUGGCCAUGUUUUUACAUGCAGGAUUAGUUAAAACCGAACAGUUUAAUUUUAUAUUACGAGGAGCAUCCGGCACUAAAGUGGUACCACGAAAGAAACCGCAAAUCGAAGCUAUGACCGAUAUAAUGUGGUUAAACAUCAGCCACUUAGACGAAACUGAUCCCGACUUCCAAGGGCUUCUAAAUGACUGUAUGAGGAAAGUUCCGGUUUCUAUUGGUUCUUUCGAUUUGGAUAUUCAUAUCGACCCCACUGAUAAACAACCACCUUUAACAAACUGGAAUGAAAAACUGAAUUCAUUUGAAAAGUUGAUGCUUAUAAAGUGCCUUAAAGAAGAAAAAUUAGUAUUUGCUAUUGCGCAGUAUGUCGCUAUUACACUGGGCCCCGUAUUUAUAGAAAGUCCCACAGUACAGUUGAACACCCUGUAA
Arctia plantaginis is the source of this 1758-nucleotide messenger RNA. The record is from the annotation of a GenBank genome assembly. Lineage: Eukaryota; Metazoa; Arthropoda; Insecta; Lepidoptera; Erebidae.